AUGUCCAGCAACUACGAUAAUACCUUCGACGAUGCUCCGGAACGUGCUAGAGUCUCUAACCUGGAAGACCUCCCCAUGGAUAUCCUGUCAUCUGUUCCAGCCCUGAGUGACACUCUGAGAGACCCGCUGAGAAAGCAAUGCCUCAAAUGGGCUCUUCCCUCCAAGGAGCAUUACGAGCGAUUCACUUUUGUUGACGAGAAGGAGGCAAUUAUCCGGGGCCGUUAUCAAGUCGUGCAGAAUGUGCUGGAUGCUGGCGUCCACCCCCACAAAAGCUACGAUCUCUUUGCGAAUUCAUUCUGGCAUAUUGCCGUGAGAACCCGAAACCUGCAAAUGAUCCAGGUCUUUCUCUCCCAUCCGGAGAUUGACGUCAAUCAGGAAAAGUGGUCGGGGAGCCGGGCACUAGACAUGCUGAGCCCCGUCUGGUGGCGGUAUCUGUCAGCCGAUUAUCCAGCCCUCAGGACGGUCAUAAGUUCACGAAUCACCGACGAUCCCUCUCCGGCCAUCGUGGGAGGGGAUCAAAGGAUCGUCCAGCUUUUGCUCGAGAAGGGCGCAGUGUUUUCCUCAGCCGAGUUCUUUACCUAUCUGGUCCAGCGCCCGGGCGGACCGGACCUUCUCAGACGGGCAAUCCGAAAUGGCCUCUACAAGAAUGGCAGCACUAUAAACUGGUACGGUCUGCGCAAACAUAUUUCACGCUGUAUUCAGAAGCUCUCGGUGAACAUUUUGGAUGUCAUAGUGCAAGAAAUCCCGGAGGUGCUGUCGAUGCCCGGGCUCGGACUGAUCCUGGAUGCACUUGGACAAAACUUGUUCUGUAAACGCUCAUCCCACAAAUUCGCCUCGUACAUGAUACGACAGGGAUUCCGCCUCAAGCUCAGUUAUUAUUUGGACAGAAAAUACCCUGAGUUGGCGUUUGUUCUUGGUAAACUGGAACCGAAUCCUAGAUUCUAUGGCUCGGAAGUCUUACCCCGGAACGUCUGGCGGAAGUGGGCUUCGCUUGCUGAGCUGCUGCUUGAGCGGCCUGAGCUGCAGCAAGAUGGCUUUGAGACAUGGAGGGACCCGGGCUUGAUUCUUAGAAGCCCACUCCGGGAGGCUCUGGUAGCCAAAAACUGGGACGAGGCCCGAGCUCUACUUAAGGCAGGCCCUGGUCCUUGAAGCUGCA
This is a messenger RNA of Aspergillus uvarum CBS 121591, 1156 nucleotides long. RefSeq lists its product as uncharacterized. The record is from RefSeq and is a predicted model, not a curated record. The transcript is spliced from 3 exons. The coding region runs from base 1 to 1149 and encodes 382 amino acids. Lineage: Eukaryota; Fungi; Ascomycota; Eurotiomycetes; Eurotiales; Aspergillaceae.